Lagenorhynchus albirostris (white-beaked dolphin) is the source of this 2372-nucleotide messenger RNA. RefSeq names its product protein O-mannose kinase (gene POMK). The transcript has 5 exons. Lineage: Eukaryota; Metazoa; Chordata; Mammalia; Artiodactyla; Delphinidae. Gene Ontology annotation, molecular function: protein kinase activity; carbohydrate kinase activity; ATP binding. Gene Ontology annotation, cellular component: endoplasmic reticulum membrane. Gene Ontology annotation, biological process: carbohydrate phosphorylation; protein O-linked glycosylation; protein phosphorylation. Bases 772 to 1824 code for a protein of 350 amino acids. The record is from RefSeq and is a predicted model, not a curated record.
AGCAGUGGGAACCACUUUUUUCCUGUUGCCAGUUUUUUCUUAUUGUCAGAAAUCCUUUGUGUCUAAACAGUGCCUGAAUUUCUCCUACCCACCUGGACCUUUAAUCGUUAUUUCUUAAUUUGUAGAAGCUUUCAGUGUCGUUUUGCUUAUUUCUGGGCGAGAACAUUUCCUCAGCCUUACAGCCUCUUCCCUAACUCUGGGCAACAUACUACAGAAAUAUGCCUUUAAAAGAAAAAGGAGGGGACUUCCCUGGUGGUCCAGUAGUAGAGAAUCCUCCUUACAAUGCAGGGGAUGCGGGUUCGAUACCUGGUCAGGGAACUAAGAUCCCACAUGCCGCGGGGCAAGUAAGCCCGCACACCACAGCUGGAGAGCCUUCUUGCCGCAAAGUGCAAAGCCCACACGCCCUGGAGCCUGGGCACCACAACUAGAAAGACGCCCGCGGCCGCAAUGAAAGAUCCUGCAUGCCACAACUAAGACCCGAUGCAGCCAAAAACAAAUUAAGAAAGAAAAAAGAUCCUAGUCGGUGAGGAAAAUGGAUUGGAAAAGAGAAAGCAGUGGGAGAGUGCGUAGGAAAGCGUUGCAGAAGCCCAGGAAGGUCACCUUCUAAGAAUCAGGCAUCGGUGGAAGAAGCUCAAGAGACCGUGAGGCCUGAGUGGUGAACGUCGUCAUCAUGUCCACAGGAGUCCUGGAAGAUGCCUGGAGGGAGAGAGGUGGAGAGAAAGAUGUGGGCCCGGAAUCUCGGUGAGGAAGGAGCUCGCAGAAGCCAGCGCCAUGGAGACGAGGCCCCAGGAGGGCAGGAAAGGGCCCCCACCCAGGGACGUGCCCCCGGUGGUGGGACUGCUGCUGUCCAUGGCCCUCAUGAACGCCCUCCUCUACCUCUGCCUCGACUGGCUCUUCAUCUCGCCCCGGCGCUCCACGGAGGACCCCACGCGCUGUCCCUACGGCCACUUCAGGAUGGGGCCGACGAGCAACUGCUCCCCGUGGCUGUCCUGCGAGCAGCUGAGGACAGAAGUGAGGCAGAUGAAGCGUGUCGGGGAAGGAGCCGUGAAGAGAGUGUUUCUGUCCGAGUGGAAGGAACGCAAGGUGGCUUUGUCGCGGCUCACCAGGCUGGAGGUAAGAGACGACUUCCUGCACGGACUGCGGAUGCUGAAGUCGUUGCAGAGUGAGCACGUUGUCACGCUGCUGGGCUACUGUGAGGAUGACAACAGCAUCCUCACCGAGUACCACCCCUUAGGCUCCCUGAGCAGCCUGGAGGCGACGCUGAACCUCUCCAAGUACCGGAGCACGAACACAUGGCAGCACAGGCUGCAGCUGGCCCUGGGCUACGUGGCCAUCAUCGACUUCCUGCACCGUAGCCCCCUGGGCACGCUGGUCAUGUGCGACUCCAGCGACCUGCCCAAGACACUGUCCCAGUACCUGCUGACCGCCAACUUCAGCAUCGUGCUCAACGACCUGGACGCCCUGCCUCUGGUGAACCGCAGCACCGGGGCCCUGGUGAAGUGCGGCCACCGGGAGCUUCACGGGGACUUCGUGGCCCCAGAGCAGCUGUGGCCCUACGGAGAGGACGUGCCUUUUCACGACGACCUCAUGCCCGCGUAUGACGAGAAGAUCGACAUCUGGAAGAUUCCAGACGUCUCCAGUUUCCUUCUGGGGCACGUAGAAGGGAGCGACAUGGUCCGAUUCCACUUGUUUGAUAUUCACAAGGCGUGUAAGAGCCAGACGCCUGCAGAGAGACCCACCGCUCAGGACGUCCUGGACACUUACCAGAAGGUUUUGAAUCUACUCAGAGACACCGCGACAUCUCAGACAAGAGAGAUGCUGUAAAAACCAGUGCAGUCGGUGAGGUAUGGGAGUCAAGGAUCGGAUGGAAGAGUUAACAGUGGUUCCGCUCUGAUGGUGAGGUUUUCGCUGCUUUGACCCGUGGUUCUUCCAUCCGUGUGCACAAGUGAGCGGCUCCCUAUCCUGGCCGCCUGGCAGGAGUUACUAAGCCAGAGCAAACCGGGCUUGAUGGGAGCCUGGCUUCAGGCCAAGGUGCAAAGAAGCAGCGAGUCUGGCCAGUAUCUGAAGGAAGUAACAAAAAUGGAGCUACAAAGAGGCUUCCCUAACACCUAAAUGUGUAAGCUUGUAAGAAAUGUGUGUAGAGAGGUUUUUAAAUUGCAGUGUACGGAAGAAACAAGCAGUAGUACUCGCUUUUUUAGGUGAGUAUUGCAGUGUAUUUCACUGGUACUGAUGAGGCAUCUCUACCAUUUCAAAUGAUUGCUCUGUGAAGCUCCCGUGCCAUUCCCUUCCCAGCGAGCUUGCACGUUCUUUGAAAUUUUGAAUGGAUAAGGAACGUUUAAAAUAUCAAGUAUGAUGGAGAUUAUGUUACUGCC